Salvelinus fontinalis (brook trout) is the source of this 3323-nucleotide messenger RNA. RefSeq lists its product as uncharacterized. Gene Ontology annotation, biological process: signal transduction; regulation of apoptotic process. Lineage: Eukaryota; Metazoa; Chordata; Actinopteri; Salmoniformes; Salmonidae. The coding region runs from base 793 to 1506 and encodes 237 amino acids. The record is from RefSeq and is a predicted model, not a curated record. The transcript has 4 exons. Gene Ontology annotation, molecular function: protein binding.
UGCCCUGUUCAAGCAGUUCGCAAGAUGGAUAUUUCCGAGUGUCCUAGUUCUGACUAGCACCUGCACACAAAUAAUAGCCGACAAUUACACAGAACAGUGUGUGUAAUUGCAGGCUAAUUUUUGGCGCAGAAGUAAUUUGGGAGCUGAAAUCAGUAAAUGCUUAAAUCUCUCGAACCAUGAAAAAAAUAUAAUCUCAAUUUAAAGCCAAAAAAGUAGCCUUCCAUUUUCAGAUCUUCACGUUCAAAUGUUUACCUGGCCAAAUUAGCAGUAUGCUAAUCAGGCAGCCAAACGCUUCAAAUAACAUUGUCACAUGCUUCGUAAACAACAGGUGUAGACAGUGAAACGCUUACUUACCGCCCUUCCCAACAAUGCAGAGGAAUAGUAGAAAAAUAAUAAAACCUAGAAAUAAAUAUACUGAACAGAAAUAUAAACGCAACGAUUUUACUGAGUUCAUUGAAAGAACUCAGUCAAUUGAAAUAAAUGUUAGGCCCUAAUCUAUGGAUUUCACAUGAUUGGGCAUGGAUGUGGCCUGAGAGGGCAUAGGCCCGCCCACUUGGGAGCCAGGGCCUCCCAGUGGGGAGCCAUGCCCAGCCAAUUAGAAUGUGUUUUUCACUACACAAGGGUUUAAUUACAGACAGAAAUACUCCUCAGUUUCGUCAGCUGUCCGGGUGGCUGGUCUAAGACAAUCCCGCAUGUCAAGAAGCUGGAUGUGGAGGUCCUGGGCUGGCGUGGUUACAUGUGGUCUGCGGUUGCGAGGCCGGUCCAGCGAUAUAAAGGAAUAGCGAGCUGAUCAUGGCUGAAGAAGAACCCCUAGGUGGAGCCCAGCAGGUACUGCGUUGUCUGAAGCCCAAGUUGAUCGAUACUCUAAGUGCAGACCCUGCCUUUGUGCUGCAGCAUGCAGACUCCCUCAGCCUACUGGCCCGGCAUGAGUACAAGCAGGUCAAAGCACUCACUGACCCAUCAAAACAGGCCCAGGACCUUCUGGACCAUGUGAUCAACAAAGGACCCACUGCUGCAGAGCAGCUUCUGCAGCUCCUGAGGGGCAAAGAAAUGCAGGAUACGUUUCCCAACCUUCUGUUCCUCAAGGAACUGCCAGUGAAUGAUCAAAGAGCUGCAGGUGAAAAGGGUACAGGGGGAAAUGAAGUUACCAGAAAGAGAAGACAAACAUUUGAGUCCGAAGAGAACCUUCCCGCUAAACAGACAUGCAAGUAUGGCUCUAAGAUGGUGGUGGAGAAGGAUCUGAUGCGUGUGGCUCAAAAUAUCGGUCGCUCCUGGAGGGCAAUUGGUACAGGGGCCCUAGACAUCCCCUCUGUCAAGCUGGAUCAGAUCCUGGAGGACUAUCCACACAGCCAUGUGGACCGUGUGUUCGCCAUGCUGCGCUACUGGAGCACACUGAAACGGCAUGAGGCCACGGCGGCCAAUCUCCACUCCCUGCUCAGCCAGGGCGACUGGGCCCUGCUGCCAAACAGCAUAGACUUUCUCCUGGACCCCAUCUUAGACCCUUAGCAGUCUGGCCUUAGCUGCUAUUGCAUCAUUUCCACUGCAGGGAUUUACCACAGUGCUUGGCCUCAGAUUUUAGUGUUUCUAUGGUUGAGGUUUAGUGGGGAAAGGACGUAACCGGUGGGAUUUAAACCCAAGUCUUCUGCAUGGUAACUCAACGUCUUUACCAUUAUACCAGGAGGAAAUCCUCAUGGUCAGACUGGGUGACAAUUGGUCUUUUAUUUUCUUUACCAGAUCAGCUUUAAAAACCCUAUCUCUUUUAUACAUUUGUUUUGCAUCAUCUCUUGUUUUGUUAAUUCUUUAUUUGUAAAAAAAUAUAUAUAUACACUACCGUUCAAAAGUUUGGGAUCACUUAGAAAUGUCCUUGUUUUAUAAAGAAAAGCACAUUUUUUGUCCAUUAAAAUUACAUCAAAUUUAGCAGAAAUAGCGUAGAUGUUGUAAAUUACUAUUGUAGCUGGAAACAGCAGAUGUUUAUAUGGAAUAUCUACAUAGGUGUACAGAGGCCCAUUAUUAGCAACCAUCACUCCUGUGUUCCAAUUGCACGUUGUGUUAGCUAAUCCAAGUUUAUCAUUUUAAAAGGCUAAUUGAUCAUUAGUAAACCCUUUUGCAAUUAUGUAAGCACAGCUGGAAACUGUUGUUCUGAUUUAAAGAAGCAAUAAAACUGGCAUUCUUUAGACUAGUUGAGUAUCUGGAGCAUCAGUUUAAUACUUAUUUGCUGAUUCCAUAUGUGUUAUUUCAUAGUUUCGGUGUCUUCACUAUUACAGGUACAUUAGCUAAUGAGUCAUAUCCAAUGCUAAUGGGCUAAAGCCUGAGACUUUUGUGUUUCCAUGGAUGAGGUCGGCACCCCCCCAAAAAAAAUCGGGCUGGCACCAGACACUCUACUUGCCUGUCUCACUCUUUUCUGACUCUUUAAUGUGGAUUUUAAUCUAAUUUUCAUUUCAUGGUGGGGGUGGGGGAAUCCAUGUUCAAAAUAGAUUACAUUAUAUAUUCCACUAUGUGUACUGAUCAUCUUUGUUGUUCAUAAUGACCUUUGGGAUUUCAUGUAGUUAUUGUUUCACUCUGGUCGGGUAAUUUUACUCACCCUUGAACCAUAAACCUAGUAAUGACAUGGUCAAGCUCAACACUGCAUUUUCAUGCAUGUUAAGAACAUGGACUUUGUACUGUAGACUCCAUUCUUAAGGGUCUAGUGCUAGCUAUGUGAUGUUCAUCGUGAACAAGAUUUCAGUUUCUGAGAUUUGCACAGAUGACCAUUUACGACAUAGACCUACUGUGUUGUAUAUCCAGUUCCAAGGUAUUUUUGAAAUGUUUUGUACAACUUAAUCUUAUGGUUUGUUCUGGAACCAUUUUAACAGCCACAGUCUAAGAUGUUUAUUGCCAUAGGAGAUUUAUUAAAAUGAAUCCUGUUGCUCUCUGGAAAUUGUUUUCUUCGAGUACGUUACUACAGAGUACAGAUAUAUAAAUCAAGUGCAAUUUGCAUAUUAAAUUGUCAUGGGAUGCAUUUGCUCUAUUGUUUACCAAUAUUUUACCAAUAUGGUAUGCACAUCACAUUUACAGACAGGCUUUUGUAAGCCAUGUGUCAACUAGUGAGAUUCUGGAACCUGGUAUGGCGUUCCUCUCGCAAUAGCUGGAGGAAUCUGAGUGUUGUUUCGGAGCGAGGUGAUAUGGAAUGUUUGUGAUGUCUGAUGGGGCGAGGGUGUACAUCCGUAUUGUGCAGGAUUUUCAACCUGUGACUCAAUAUUUACAAUGCAUUGAUGUUUCCUUCUGAACAUUUUGAUGUAAAAUAAAAACAUUGACUAGUAGUGCAAAAACCUUUUUGAUUUAAA